Molecule: messenger RNA, 4327 nt
Organism: Anopheles coustani
Lineage: Eukaryota; Metazoa; Arthropoda; Insecta; Diptera; Culicidae
Exons: 5
Coding region: 1412-2374 (320 amino acids)
Source: RefSeq, a predicted model, not a curated record
AGCGGUAGUGCGCCGUGUUGCUGUCAUCGGAUGUGGUUGUGCCGUCCGUGCGGUUUGCGUUACGUUGCGGUUUUUUUACUCCCCAAUGCACGCUAGGGGUUGUUUCCAAGCUAUAAGCAUAUUGUUAAAGUUUUCGUUGCUGUGAAUAGUGCCCGUGACAAAGCCCCCCAAAUAUUCCGCCGAAGAAAACGCGUUCCAGUAGUUCUGGGGCGACCCACACCUCGAAUUUGGAGUGCCUUCCCCCUCUCGCUCUGGCUUAUUCGCGUUCCUAGAACUCCCGUGUGCCGCACCACACCUGGAUGUAGCCGUGGAGUAAUACGUAUGCACACACGGAAUACCGAAAGUGCGUCGCGUGCGCCUGUGGUUGUGCUGGAUUGCGCGUGUUUUUCUGUUAUUUUUUAGUGAGCUUGCGUGUAUCUAGUGUUUGUUGUUUGGGGCAGGAGGUGGUCCUGGGUGUGCGGUGGGACGGUGCGCUGGUUGAUUCAGUCCUGUUUUUCGUGUUCCCGUGGGUACCGCAAACAGAAAGCAAAAAAAAGGGGAGCCCUUCAGGUGCGUCACGUUGCAGUUGUUGCCGAUGGAAGGCGCGGUUUGCGGUGUGUGGCAGUUCGUUCAUAAAUUUUGUUCAGCGGAAUAAAAGCAGUUCUGUCGGAAGUUGAAUGAAUAUAAAAGGGAAUACCCUAGAAACCGGCCGUAGUGGAGUGGUCAUUGGGAGAAAGAAAGUGUGAAGCGGAAAAUUAAACACAACCCAAAACUACGGCAUGCGGAGGUCUUCUUCUUCAGAGAGGUGGGAAGAUCCAACAAGCGUUAGCAAGUUGUGCAAACACAGCAACCGCCAUGCGAGCGUGUUUUGUUAAGUGAAAUUCGGUUUCGUGAAAACGCAGCAACCAUCCGCCAGCCCAGCUCAGCGGAGAGAUACAGUGGCCGCCGGAAAAGAGCCAUCACCUGUGCAAAAGAAACGCGCCAACCUGCUGCGCGCAUCCAAUCUCAACCCCACAAAGGGAGCAAAAACGCAAUCGGAAGUACGGCGGAAAAGAUACAAUACGUGCGGGGAGAAAAGAUUUAAAAACCGGUCAAUCACAACCACUAAUCUUGACGCCGACGAGCACCGGGGCCACAUAGUAAUUAGCGAAGCUUCCUUUGAACGGAAUAGAGAUCAUUCACACGACGACGUCCAGUAACAUCCGCACGCGACAGGGUUCGCUUUCACUGUCGGGACGUGGUGGAAGCAGCGUGGCGCAUCCUAGCGAGGACAAAAUAGAACCACCAGCGGCAGCCGGAGCUCGCAGCGCGCACGAAAUGCGACAGGGUGACUGGCGUGAGCAAGAAGCGGCCCCACAACACCACCAACCCCAGCCCCAGCCCCAGCAACAGCAUCCGCACGGACACCGGCCGCACCAUCACCACAACCACCAUGCCCGCCAUUAAACCGACCGUGUACGCCGUGCUGGUAACCUCGGUUGGCUUCCUCUGUCUGGUCAUCAGUGCGACGGCCGUCGGAGUUCCACAGUGGGCGUACUACGAAGGUCGCGGUAUGGACGAUCGCGGGUACUUUGGUCCAUGGCAAAAGUGUCAGCAGCUCAACUACCGGGAACGGUGCGGUGACGGGGUCGGCCGAUUUAGACCAUCAGCUGUCGUAUUCGUCAGUGGUCUCUUGGCCGUCGGUGGCUGCGUGCUGUUCGGGAUCUUCUGCAUACUAAGCAUCGUCCAGAUCGCCAUGAUUGCGUCACGAGAUCGCGUCUGCAUGAGCUACAAGGCGCUGGUGUUGUCGAAGCUCGUAGCGACAGUGGUGGCCGCGGGCCUAUCGUUGGCGGCCGCCGUCCUGUUUUCACUCCAAACGGAUGACAACUCGCGGGGGUUCGAGAUCACACGGGGCAUUUCGUUCUAUCUGCAGCUGGUCGUGACCGGACUCUCGCUUGCACUGCUCGCUCUGGCCUCGUACGAUCGCAUCUUGACAAAGCGACCCGACGGCGAUCCGACGAUGCUCUCGAAUGCCACUAGCAACGGACGAAGAGGCCGACCCGCCGGUACCUACAACAAUCCCGGCUUCCGGGAGACGACGUCCAACAACCCGAAUGGAAUCGCAGUGACGGAUUCCUCUGGCCGACCGUACUCGUCCGGCAUGAACGGGAGCAUGCAGUCGGUCAACACCACCGUCACGACCGUAUCGAACGGUUCAACUGUCGGUUCCGGUUCCGUCACGCGGACACCGCUUCGGUCGAGUCUGAAAAAGCCGCGUCCGCCCGGUUCCACGACAACCACCGACGGGCUGGGCAUUCGCAAUCCGGGCUACUCUGGUGGCAACCAGUCGCCCCGGAUGCAACGAAACGGCAGCGUCAAAAAGGUGCGCAUCCAAACGCACAGCACGGACGUGUAGGAGUGUGUGACCGUUUCCGCACGGCCGCUGCUUUUUUCCGACGAUGGGAGAAAGCAAAGGACAAUCACGGGACAGGAGAGCUCUCCUGUGCAUUCAUAUUCCGUCCAUACAUUUUCUAAAUGAAAAAUCUACCGACAGGAUUAGUAAAAUUAUUUAACGCCCCUCUUAACACGAUUGAAGAUAGUUAAAGUAACAUGACAUGCAAUUAGUAAUCUCACGGAACGAUGGAGGAGACCACGGAAACGAAGGAAUCGAAUGGAAACUCGAAAAAAGUAAAAACGUACUGAUCUGUAAAUAUAGUAUUCACCGCGAAUUGAAACUCGCAGAAAAAUGCCCCAUAUUAGUGGUAAUAUAAAUUGGAAAGCGACAAACCAGCACGACCAUAAACGAUAGUCAAUCGGUAUGUCCAAUCGGUUACAGGCCCGUUAGGAAAGGAGUCAAUGCUCUGGCUAGCUUCCGAAGCCCAGACACAUUGCAAGUGAUCGUUUUGUGCAUUUUUUUUUCAUUACCCGUGUAUCAUGGACCAAUCAAGAAACGUUGCCUUACAAACCGAAAUCGCAUUCCACACGGUCGAGAAACUCUCUGUCGGAUGGGGUAGCAGGUAUUUUGCUAGCACAAUUCUUCACGUUACCCACUGUGUGCAAGAGUUUAAUCAAUUACGCUCACGUUUAUCUCAUUAUUCAUGUUCGGUGUAGUUUAACGAUAGCGUACGAUCAUCACCAUCUCUCCUGUAGGGUCAAUUUAGAAUCGAAUGUUAAUAAGUAGUUGAUCAUACGUUUGUUGUUUUAUAUUCACGUUGUCCAUUUGCUAUUGCCACCUUUCGAGAGUUUUAUGUGAAACAGUACAACAAUAGAAAAGCACAGCACAUUGCCGAGAGCCAGCAUCAAUCUUAGUCCACGCGGUCGUUGCCCAUUGCAGGACAAAAGGCAAUGUUACACGACGAAGCAAGUGUAAUUUUUAUUUGUUAUUUAAAAUGUGCCGAUGCGCGAUGGUCUCCUGUGUGGUGAGCGCCGUUGAAUUGAUUUGAAAAAUAUGAUCAUGGUCUUCCAGCGACAUCCAGCGUGUAGCGUGUGUUACGUAGCGGAUGGAAACCGAUCGCGCCAACCACGUGCAUAUUCCGGUGUGAACAUUCCGUCCCAAGAUCACCGAAGAACGAUGGUAAAAGCGUCCGUGGGCAAAGCGAAUAGUUUAGCCAAGCAAUGCAACGGUUAUGUUAUCAGUAUCACACAUAUCAUCGCCGGGAAAAGGGGCAUGUAGCAUUCCAAUCAGUUUUAUUUUUAAACUAAUACCGUCCAUUGUAACACAACUGUGUCGUAGUUUUAUAGUAGCGAUACGCAUAGGUUUAUGUUUUUUUUUGUUUAUCGUCAUAAGAAGGAAGCAAUAUUACUGUGCUAAUGUAACAUUGGCCGAUACAAUGCCGCCCGUACCUUAGAGAAAAGUGUGUCGGAAACCCGGUACGAAACGUACUUUUAUUCGUGUGUAAAUCAAUUGGCUCCGUAUAAGCCGACCUAGGAGAGGCAUCCUCUCAAGCGUAGCGAACGAAAGUCUCAACAAAAAAAAAACGGAAAAACGGAAAGUCGACCAAUGCACAAAGUAUAGCAUAUAAAAAUAGAAACUUUCUUCUUUUCUGUCCUACUUGAGGGAGAAAAGGGAUGUUAGAAUUUGGUUAAGUUUUUCUAACGUUAGUUAUUGUUUAAUCUUACAAAUUGACCUAAUGCACUACAUUCGUACCGAGGACAAAGCAGCAACAAUCAAUAAUCCGUCUGUAUCGUCGUUAUGUAGCGAUUCAUUAAAAAUGAAUUCUGUAAUCGUCUGUUCAUCAAUCACAAGAAGAUGUAUUUCGUUCCGUAUUGCCUGGAUCUGUAUUAUUUUAAUGUUGCAGUAGAAAGUGAGUCGAAUAAUGUUGUGGUUAAUAAAGCAAAGGUUCCCAUGGAAUGGAGCCUACGAAAAAAU